AUGGCACCCUCACUAGAAGAGCCGGUACAGGUCGACCUCAACGCGCCUCUGAAGGUCGCGCCACAACUCGUUGCGCCCGAGCCUGAACACUGCCCAGGCCCCGAAUCCCAACAAGCAGGCCUUGCAGACAACUGCGCCGGAUGCCCCAACCAAGCCAUAUGCGCGUCCGCGCCCAAAGGCCCCGACCCCGACAUCCCCAUCAUCACCGCACGCCUCUCCUCGGUGCGCCACAAGAUCCUCGUCCUAAGCGGCAAAGGCGGCGUGGGGAAAUCGACAUUCAGCUCCAUGCUCGCAUACGGCUUCGCAUCCAACCCACAGACAGUCGUCGGACUCAUGGACACAGACAUCUGCGGGCCGUCGAUCCCCAAGAUGAUGGGCGUGGAAGACGAAACAAUCCACGUGUCGGGCGAGGGCUGGGAGCCCGUAUGGGUGCAGGAGAACCUCGGCGUGGUAUCAGUAGGCUUCAUGCUAGGCGACCGCGACGCAGCCGUCAUCUGGCGCGGCGCGAAGAAAAACGGCCUCAUCAAGCGCUUCCUAAUGGACGUGCGGUGGGGCGGGGAAUCCGACGAGGAAGUCGGCGUCCUGGUCGUCGACACCCCGCCCGGCACCAGCGACGAGCACCUCAGCGUCAACACGUACCUCAAGCAAGCGGGCGUCGAUGGCGCCGUCCUCGUCACUACCCCCCAGGAAGUAGCCCUGCUGGAUGUGCGCAAGGAAAUCGACUUCUGCCGCAAAGCGGGCAUUCGCAUCCUCGGCAUCGUGGAGAAUAUGAGCGGCUUCGUGUGUCCUGGGUGUAAGCACGAGAGCCAGAUCUUCCGCGCGAGUACAGGCGGCGCGAAGAGAUUGGCGGAUGAUGAGCGGAUUCCGUAUCUCGGUGCGGUGCCGCUCGAUCCGCGGAUUGGCAUGGCGUGUGACUUUGGAGAGAGCUUUUUGACGGCGUAUCCCGAUAGUCCGGCGUGUAAGGCGAUUCGCCAGGUGGUUAGACGGGUGGGGAGGGAGAUGGGCAUGCGUGAGGAGGAUGUGCUGCCUGUGGAUGGGGAGUAUGGGGAGUGA
Molecule: messenger RNA, 1053 nt
Organism: Dothidotthia symphoricarpi CBS 119687
Lineage: Eukaryota; Fungi; Ascomycota; Dothideomycetes; Pleosporales; Dothidotthiaceae
Product: P-loop containing nucleoside triphosphate hydrolase protein
Exons: 2
Coding region: 1-1053 (350 amino acids)
Biological process (GO): iron-sulfur cluster assembly
Cellular component (GO): cytosol
Molecular function (GO): ATP-dependent FeS chaperone activity; ATP binding; 4 iron, 4 sulfur cluster binding
Source: RefSeq, a predicted model, not a curated record